Molecule: messenger RNA, 2626 nt
Organism: Protopterus annectens (West African lungfish)
Lineage: Eukaryota; Metazoa; Chordata; Ceratodontiformes; Protopteridae
Gene: PJA2
Product: praja ring finger ubiquitin ligase 2
Exons: 9
Coding region: 34-2163 (709 amino acids)
Source: RefSeq, a predicted model, not a curated record
AGCCGAGUCCUCCCAACUCCUCCCUUCCCGCACAUGACGUCAGUCGUGACGAACGGUGGGCACAUCAGACAUGGGAAUCUAGCAACCAUCAGGAUUUUACUGGGAGUGACAUUCUUUUGCCAUUCAGUGAUGGGUCAGGAAGCUGGAAAGCCUUCCUGGCCCAAGCCAACAGGAGGUUAUCAGACAAUUACAGGCAGGAGAUAUGGAAGAAGACAUGCUUAUGUGAGCUUCCGACCCUCCCUGGUUAAGCAAGAAAAUGAAUCAAGACAACAUUUCAAAGAAUGUGAAGGAAUGGAGUUGGACAGUGUUCAGAGGAAUUCAUGCGCAGUUCUUGCUUCAGAUUCUCAAAUUAUAUCAGAAGACUGUACAGCAACUGCAGGCUUGCAUGGUGCUGAGGCAGCAGUUGUCACCACUUUACUGCCUGGAAAAGAUAAAAUGUCAUCAGUGAAUUUCUGUAGUACUGAAGAGGUCUCAGAGGUGCUUCCAGUGAUCUGCACUUCAGACAGUGAAACAGUUUGCCAAGGAGGAGUGGGUUUUGUCAGUCCUGAUUCUUGUGAGCCAGAUAGCAUUGAAAGUAACAACGAACCCCUUAAGGUAGGGCACAGAAUACAGAGGAGGCUGGAUAGCAUGCUUUCAGAGCUGGGGAAAGGAGUAGACUACCUCAGUGAUUUUGAGUCUUACUUUUCUACUGUAAUUCAUUAUACUAACAGAGAUGACUUAGAUGAAUGGGAACCAUUAUCAUCAAGGACACAUUCUAGUGUACAGAUGGAAUUGACUCCUCAAAAUAGGAGGACCGUACAAAGAAGAAAAUCCCUUACUGAUGGUGAUACUGAGAAGUUGAACUGUUUUACUAGCACCGGUGAGAAAAAAAGAAAAUGUGAAGAGGAUCAUCAGGUUACUUCCCCUGUGGGAGCUUGUAGUGGCCCAUAUGCUGAUGUAUAUAAGGCUGACCAAAGUAAUUCCUCAGAAAUGGUUGUUAGACCUAAAGUUCGAAAGGAGAAGCCAUAUGACGGAAGGAAACUUUCUAGCACUGACUUUACUAGGAGUACUAACACUGGGAACAAUUCAGUGGAACUUUCUGAACCUCUGCAAAGUGCCACAGAGUAUACAUCGAAUAGUACUGAAGUAAAAAAUGAUAUUGGUAAGUUCUUGAGCUUUGAGGACUCAGAAACUGUACAUGUGGACAAAAAGGAGGAGAGAAGAAAGACAAAAUGUUUAGCCUGGCUUGAGGAAAGGUGCAGUCCUGCUGAUGAUAACAGGUUUUGGGCUGAAUUUGUCGAUUAUAACAGAAACUCACCUAACUCCAUCAAGGAUAAUGAUAGCUCUGAGUGCAGUGAUGGGGAGUGGUCUGCAAUAUGGACAUCUGGUUUUGCUGAGGAAACACAGUACUCUUCCAGUGAUGAGAGCUGGGAGACGCUUCCUGGCCGCGAUGAACCAGAACCAGAGAGUAGAAGCAGCGAUAGCAGUUUGGAAGAAAAUGCUUCAGAAUUAUGUUUCCCAAUUGGGGAGCAUACAGCUCUGGAAGAAGGAGAAAUCCCAUGGUUGUCGUACCAUGAUGAGUGCACAAAUGAUAGUAGUAGUGAUGAAGAAUCUGAUGCAGUUAGUCAUUUAGUUCACCCAGCAUUUUUCAUGUUGGAUAACAACAACAAUCUUGAAGAUGAUUCCAGCAUAAGUGAAGAUUUGGACGGAUUACUGGAUGAAUUUGCUACUGGACUAGGAGCUGCACAGGCUCUCUCCUACAUGGGUCCACAAUUUCUUACUUACAUGGCUGUUGAAGAGCGGCUAGCCCAAGUCAUGGAGGCUGCCAUGGCACACCUUGAAACCCUUAAUAUUGAUGCAGAGCAGGCUCAUCCUCCAGCUACCAAAGAAAGCAUUGAUUGUCUCCCACAAUUCAGUGUCACAGAUGAUCACAGUGUUGUAGGUCAGGAUCAGUGCUGUGCAAUCUGCUGUAGCGAGUACAUCAGAGAUGAAAUCGUAACAGAGCUACCUUGCCAUCAUCUGUUUCAUAAACCCUGUGUGACCCUCUGGCUCCAAAAGUCGGGAACAUGUCCAGUAUGUCGUCACAUUCUCGUUCCUGCACUUCCAGAAGGUGCUUCAGCAACAUCUUUCUUGCCUGAUCAUGAUAUGCCUCCUUCAGUCCACAGUACUGCAGGAACACGUUAAAGGCUGAAAAUGCAUUCAUCAAUUUAAAUGGGACCAUUUAAGUUCAUCAUGAAAAAGUAAAUGGCAUAAUGUAAAAUGUGAAAUAUAUUAAAAUGUAGCUUAAUGCAGAAUAUUGUAUUGUCAGCCAGCUAGUAGAACUGUGUCUUUAAUCUAAAACAUGAGAAUAAGUAUUCAUUUUCCACAACAGAGUACAUUGAUUUACUUUAUCUAGCACACUAAUAUGCCUUUUUAUUUUGUUCUACUUUUUGCUCUGUUGUGUUGUAUGUUAUGUUCAGGACAUUGAAACUGCUGUGCAGUUAAAGCUCCACAGUUCACACAGUUGCAGCUUAACUGUUACUUAAAGUACUUUCCUUUGUAUUUUUCAUUGUGCAAAGCAACAAUUUAGCAGUUUACUUUGUUUUCACACUUUAUGAAAGGAUCUGUGCAGUUGUAGCAAUACUAAAUAAACUGUUUACGGAAUGCA